ACUGAGAACCCUGCAGUUCUGGGGAGCGUCUUGUGUACAAACCCGGAGCGGACAGAACUGAAUUGCAGCUCUGGGUUGCUGACAAGUUGGGCCCUCUGCAGUGAGCGCGGGGCAGGAAGGGGAGGGCCCAACCGGGCGAGGGGGAGCUGAGCGCCGACACAGGGCUGGGUCGGAAAAGCUGCCUCACUGCGCUGUCCCGCUCCUCCGGCCCCGAGCUCUGGCUGGGGCCUCCUGUACAAUUCUGCUGCGCUUUCUCGGAGGCUGCUCCCGCAGCAGCUUCACCAAAAAAUGUCUCACCCCGGCUCCAAGCCUGCCGCCUCUCCCAGGCCCCGGCGCGGCGGGGCAGCUCGCCACACCCAGGAGCAUGUUAGUGAAAAGAAUAUUGGAUCAUCUUCUAAACCAAGAGAAAUGAAAGGAUCUGAGGAGAAAAAAGCAGCAAGUUUGGGGAGCAGUCAGCCUUCCAGACCACAUGUUGGAGCAGCCACAGACACAGACACAGCCAGCAAGGUGACAGCUUCCUCUGCUGCCACUGGCAAGUCUUCCAGUAUGAGUACCACAGAAGCUAAGGCAAUUCCAGUCAAUAAACAGGUGGAAGGACCCGACAAGAAAAGGCAUAGAGAACAGGCUGUGAAAACAGAGUCUGAGAAGUCACAAUCAAGUGAGAAAGGAACAAAGGAGGAAAUGUCAAGCAGAGGAGAUGGCGUGCCACUUGUGGAUCACGAGAAAAAGUCAAAAGGAAGGCCAAAAGAAGGGUCAGAGGCCAAACAUCUUCCCAAGCAUACAUCAGAUACAGGAAGUAAGCAUGCUCAUAAAGAAAAGGCACUUUCCAGAUCAAAGGAACAGAUGGUGUCAGAGAAAUCAUCAGAAUCAAAGACAAAAUUUCAAGAUGUUCCUUCUGCUGGUGGAAAGAGUGUGGCUGGAAGUGUGACUGUGGCCACUGCCUCGGACAAGGUGGUUGGUAAGAAAAAAGAGAAUAAAUCAUUAACACCAGCUUUACCUAUGGAGUCCACACCGAGCAAGCCAUCUGAUAAGUCAGGCAUGGAUGCUGCCUUGGAUGACCUGAUAGACACCUUGGGUGAACAGGAAGAUACUAACAAAGAUGAUCCACCAUAUACUGGACCAGUAGUUUUGGACCCAAUGGAUUCUGCCUUCAUUGAGGCAUUGGGUAUAAAAGAAGGAACUAUUCCUCCAGAGUAUAGGAAACUUCUGGAUAAAAAAGAAGAGAUCACAGGACCUCUGCCAGACUCUCCUAAACCUCUGGGGACUGACCAUGCUAUAGAUGCCUUGUCAUCUGAUUUCACCUGUAGUUCUCCAACUGGAAAGCAAACUGAAAAAGAGAAGUCUACUGGGGAAAUUUUCAAAGCUCAGUCUGCAGGAGUGACCAGAAGUGCUGUUCCCCCACAGGAGAAGAAGAGGAAGGUGGAAGAGAAGGUCAUGAAUGAUCAAGCCCUCCAGGCUCUGUCUGAUUCACUGGGCACCCGGCAGCCAGAUCCUCAGAGCCACCUUAGCCAAGCCGAGCAAGUCAAAGAGGCAAAAGCAAAAGAAGAAAGGCAGGAGAAGUGUGGUGAAGAUGAGGACACAAUCCCGGCUGAGUACAGGUUAAAACCAGCCAAGGAUAAAGAUGGAAAACCACUAUUGCCAGAGCCUGAAGAAAUGUCUAAGUGUCUGAGUGAGUCAGAGCUGAUUGGGGAGCUUUCAGCAGAUUUUGGCCGAUCCACAUAUCAAGACAAACCAUCUAUGGCAACUGAAAAAAUAGAAAAAUCUAAGGACACAUCCCAAACUCCUGUGGGGGAGACUGUGCCUCGGGCCUCCAUGUGCAGUAUACAGUCAGCACCACCCAAGCCAGCAGCAUCCUUGAAGGGCUCGGUGCCAGAUGAUGCUGUAGAAGCCUUGGCUGGAAGCCUGGGGACAAGAGAAGCAGAUCCAGAAUAUGAAAAGUCUGUGGUGGAUAAAGUCAAGGAGAAAGCUCAAGAAGACGACCAUGAAAAACUUGGUGAAAAAGAAGAAACAAUUCCUCCUGAUUAUCGACUAGAAGAAGUCAAGGAUAAGGAUGGGAAACCACUCCUGCCAAAAGAACCCCAGGAACAACUUGCACCCUUAAGUGAUGACUUCCUUCUUGACGCAUUAUCUCAGGACUUCUCCAGUCCUGCAAACAUGUCUCUUGAAUAUGAAGAUGCCAAACUUUCUGCUGCCAUUUCUGAAAUAGUUUCCCAGACACCUGCUCCAACCACCCACGCAGCAGCCCCACCACCUGGCACCCAGCAGAGAGACAAAGAACUUGAUGACGCCUUGGAUGAACUUUCUGACAGUCUUGGGCAAAGACAGCCUGAUCCAGAUGAGAACAAACCACUAGAUGAUAAAGUGAAGGAAAAAGUCAAAGCAGAGCAUAGUGAGAAACUGGGAGAAAGAGACGACACCAUCCCCCCUGAAUAUAGGCAUCUCCUGGAUAAUGAUGGGAAGGACAAACCAGAGAAGCCACCGACAAAGAAAACAGAGAAGCCUGAUCAGAACCAGGACCCCAUUGAUGCCCUCUCAGAGGAUUUGGACAGCUGCCCCUCAACUACAGAGACUUCACAGAAUACAGAAAAGGAGAAGAACAAGAAGACUUCAAGUUCCAAAGCAUCCAAGAAUGGAGAGAAAACAAAGGACUCCUCCAAGGUGAACAUGGUCAUAAACAUAUCAGUAUUAGAUUAACAAUUGGGUAUCUGAAUAGAAAUUCUUCAGCUGGUGGAUGGUGACUUUUGAAGAACAAAAGCUUUAAUGACAAUUUUUUUCUGGGUGGCUUCUAGACAGUGGUAUUUGUUAUGUCUUUUGACAUCUUAAACACUGAGUUGUUAUUCUUUUCCAGAACAAAAAUGAAUUUGUCUGGUUUACCUGUGUUCUGUAUUGAGUAUUGAUAAACUUCAAAGAUUUUUAAUUGCCUUUAGGUGGGAUAAGGAAGCUUUAUAUUUGUAAGAAAUAUAUUUGAUAGUUUCUUAAAACACCAAAAAUCCCAGAAAACCUUUGCAAACAUUUGCACAUUGUAUACACAGUGCCUGUAAAUCUCAUUAGUAUUUUUGGUUUGCACUUAAUUUUUUUAGCAUUUGAAAAAUAAUGCUCAUCUUUUGUCAGUAUUCUGAUUUCUUAUUACGUCUUUUUCUUGGGAUUUGCUGUAUCUUUGGGUUAAUAUUGAUAAGUCAAAUAUGAAAUAUUAUACAUUGGGUGUAUAACUCCUUUGGAGAUGCUAAUAAUAAAUUAAUGGUAGAUAACCCAGGUAAACCUUGGGAGCAUCAAUCUCCUUUUCUGCCUGAACUCUACUUUUCUAGGAAUGAGGCCUUCUACUCAUGGUCAGAGAAGACACAUUGAGACUUGAACUAAGCUAGCAGAAAAACAGCAUAGACUGGGGUUCAACUGUACAACAACUUUUGGCAAUAAAGUUGGGAUUCUUAGAAUACUCACAUGGCUUGAACUAUCCUGGUUUACCAUGGCAUUAAACUGUAGUUUCUACUCUCUACAUGAAUACCAGAUUGUAAUCCUUCGCUUAUAGCCAUUUGACACAUUGUCUAAAGCAUCUGGCAUUAUAGAAGUCAAAUUUACCAAACACAAAAAUGAACUUCUUUAAAUUUGUGUGUGUAUGUAUGUGUGUGUAUACAUACAUACAUACAUACAUACAUACAUAAUGUAUACACUGAAAUUUAAAAUCUGCUUUAUCAAAGCAGGUUAAAUUAUCUUAACAUCUUUAAAUGCUAUCUCAGAUUUUUCUGAGCACUGCACUGGUAUAACUGAUGGAAAAUUGAUAAAUAAUUAAUUCUGUUUCCUGGCAGUGAAUGCUGAAAAAGAUGUCAGGUACAUAUAAAACAGACUUUAACUCUCUUGUUUCCAGAAAUCACAGCCUUUGUUGCCAUCAGUAUAAAGAUUUUACUAGGAUUUAAUUAACUUUGCUCUAUAUAACUUACAUCAUGAGUAAUUCCCAGGGGACAGGUAAGACCAAGCAAAACUAAUAAUAUCCAUAAUGAACAUGAUAUUUGGUUAACUGUCUCAAAAAUUAUUCUCUACAAAUCAUGCAUGCACCUCUUAGAUUUCAAAUGCUACCCACAAAAGUAUUUAAUCCCCGGGCCCAUAAAAAGACAGUCACUAUUCUGUUCUCAAGGCACUGGCAAGAAAAGAAUGUACCCUCUAUCUUAGAUAGGGUACACUGCGGUAAACAAGCACCAUGUCUAAGGCACCUCUUAAAAGGACAACAUUUAAUUGAGGCUAGCCUGCAGGUUCGGAGGUUCAGUCCAUUAUCAUCAAGGCGGCAACAUGGCAGUGUCCAGGAAUGCAUGGUGUAGGAGAAGCUGAGAGUUCUAAAUCUGGUUCCUACGGCAACAGAAGACUGGCGCAGGGAGCUAGGAUGAGUGUCUUAAAUCCUAUGCCCCAAAUAACAUAGUUUUUCUAACAAGGCCAUCCUAUUCCAACAAAGUCACUGAAUUCGCCAACCAUAUUCAAACCAUCACACUCCCUGAUUUUGAACUCAUUAUUAUCUAAUCCUUGUAUCUUGCCAGUGUAUGUGUCUGUUUGCUUUUUUUUGUUUGUUUGUUUGUUUGUUUCUAACUGUGCUGAAACCUUUGACAUUGGCUUGGCUACGGCUCUAAUAUACAAACUUCCAUGCACACAUAGGAAUAUAUUUAAAUGAUGUGACAACAUACAUAAAUUAAAGAGUGUCUAUAAAAUCAUACAUAUACUUAAGGUACCAAAAAUAUUUUUUAAUUAGGAAUAUUCUCAAGACUUUCGUGUUUGCUGGUAACUCACACUGACUUGCAUAAAGAUCUAAAGGAAUCCUUUUUAUUUGUUUUUACUGUUUACUUCUAAAAUACUAGUCAGGUGAAAACAACUGCAGAUAUUGCCUUAGAAGUAAAGAACAGGUGGUUUUUAUUACUAAAGGUUGCUGUAUAUGUAAUAUUUUAUCUGUUUAGAAAAUGGGCUUUUCCAAAAAUGAAGGUGACCAAAACAAAAAUCAGUAUUUAUGUUUCAUUAAUCAAUAUAAAAUGCAAUUAAAGGAAAAUAUUUUACAUGAAAA
Arvicanthis niloticus (Nile rat) is the source of this 5038-nucleotide messenger RNA. The record is from RefSeq and is a predicted model, not a curated record. Lineage: Eukaryota; Metazoa; Chordata; Mammalia; Rodentia; Muridae.